AUGGUGCGGGAACAGCAAGCCCCUCGCAACCCGCUCGCCCCAGCCAUGGGUAACUCGCAGCCUGCCCCAGAUCUCCAGAACAGAGAAAAGGUACCUGACAGCAAUGCACCUCCGACUACGCAGCCUUUCUAUCCAGAUCUCAAGCAUGCCCUGGCAGAACAACCUCAGUUUGGGAGGCCAUCAAUGCCUGGAGCAUCGCCACAGCCAUACGCAAGAUCUCAACCGCUCAUGCGACCGGGCGCGAGUGCCAAUACAUCAGCUCCACGCCAGGUGAGCGGGAAUCAGCAACAAGACAAAUAUUCAAACCUUUUCGUGUCGGCGAAGAGACCUGUACAAAGACCAGAGCUACACAAACCUCAUGUUGUCGCAAAUCCUCUGCAAGCGCUCAACGGACGGGCCACCGGACAGCCGCCUAGACCCAGCUCUUCUCGACCGUCUGAUGGGGACGAUGAUUUCUAUGAGAUCGCCAAACCUGCAAACUUCCCUGCCUGGAAGCCGCCCACGGUUGUCGCUCCCACCUUUUCGUCCCAACAGCCUCCAAAUCCAUACUUUCGCCCGACUGCGAUAGACUUGACUCAGGAUAGGCCCACGUUUAGACGUCCAGCGGCCCCCGCGAACAGCACUUUCUUUCGAGCCGACCAUUAUGAAAUGGCCGACCCAUCCACGUACAUGAAUUCCUCCCAGGCGAAUGAAAGCAUCAAAGCUCUACUUGAAGGUGCGUUUGAGGACGAAGAGGACAAACCAAGGACCAGGCGGAGAAAGAAGGAGCUGGACAAGAAGGUGGCCGAUCUGGCAGAUAUGGUCAAAGACAUGUCGGUCAAAAGUGCAGACAAGAGCGAACCAUCACAAGAGGAGGCGGAUGAAGGAGAGGAAGACGAUGGUGUCGUUCCGGGGUUGAAAGUAAAGCUCUUACCACAUCAAAUUGACGGUGUCGACUGGAUGGUCAGCAAAGAAACCGGCAAGAAUAGGACUUACGGCGGUAUUCUGGCGGAUGAUAUGGGCCUGGGGAAGACGAUACAGUCGAUCGCUCUCAUUCUUAGUAACCCGAAGCCCAGUGCCGAAGAAUUGGAAAAGAGCAAGCGAAAGUUGCCGGAAAGCGUCGCCAAAGGCACGCUUGUCGUUGCUCCCCUCGCGCUGAUCAGACAGUGGGAAGGAGAACUUAAGGAUCGCGUCGACGAAGACCACGCCCUCAAAAUCUGCGUGCAUCAUGGACCACAGAGAACAAAAAGCUACAAAGACUUGAAGAAGUACGAUAUUGUCAUCACGACUUACCAAACGCUGUCAUCGGAACAUGCUGGAUGCUCAGAAUCGCUCAAAGUGGGAUGCUUCGGGGUCCACUGGUAUAGGAUUAUUCUGGAUGAGGCCCAUUCCAUCAAGAACCGCAAUGCGAAAGCUUCCAAGGCGGCUUGUGCUCUCGAUGCUGCAUACCGCUGGUGUCUGACUGGAACGCCGAUGCAGAACGGUCUUGACGAGCUCCAAAGUCUCAUCCAUUUCCUCCGCAUCAAGCCUUACUGUGACCUCAAUGAGUGGCGCGAGAAUAUCACCAAACCCAUGAAUAAUGGAAAGGGCGGUCUUGCGGUUAAGAGACUGAGACUCAUCCUGAAAAGCUUCAUGAAGCGGAGAACGAAGGAUAUUCUCAAACAGGAGCACUCAAACGAAGGCGGUAAAGGAGGUUUAGCCGAAGGAGGCAAAGAUCCUGGGUUCAAGAUUGUCGGACGAACUGUUCACAAUGUUGAAGCAGACUUUUCAGACCAAGAGCGAGAGUUCUACAAACGUCUGGAGUCCAGGACAGAUCGGAGUCUUGAGAUGAUGAUGGCGGGGAACAAGAUGAGUUAUGCGUCGGCAUUGGUCCUUCUUAUGCGACUUCGACAAGCGUGCAAUCAUCCAAAGCUUACGGGAAGCGACUUGAGUACCGAGACUGAUGCAUCAAGUGGCAUGCAGACACCAAGUCGCAGAAAGGCGAGUACGGAAGACGACAUGGACAGCAUUGCGAACAUGCUCGGUGGCCUUAGUAUGGAGACCAAGAGAUGCGAUAUGUGUCAGAUCGAGUUGACAUCGAGAGAGACUGCUAAAGGCGCGAUCCGAUGUCCUGAGUGCCAAGAAGAUCUCGACAAGCAGACGGAUUAUGUGAAUGAGAUGAAGAAGACGAAGAAGGAGAAACGACAGAAGCAAGAGCAGAAGACGGUCAGAAGUCAGCGAAAACAAGCGAGGCGCGUUGUGGAGGACAGCGAUGAUGAGGACGAUGGAGACGAGAAGCACGAAGACGAAGAAGAGACCUCUUCUGUUGGCGAAGAAGAUGAGAACGACGACGAAUACUACUCAUCCGAUGACUCUAGCGAUGCAGCACCCACGGUCCUCCAGUCCACCAAAAUCCGACAGCUCCUCUCCAUUCUCCGCGAGGACUCCCACACUCACAAAUACAUCGUCUUCUCCUUCUUCACGUCCAUGCUCGAUCUGAUCGAACCAUUUCUCCGUUCAAAUCGUAUCCACUAUGUCCGAUACGACGGAAAGAUGCGUAACGACGCACGCGAGGCCUCUCUCAACGCUCUCCGCCAGGAUCCUUCUACACGUGUCCUCCUCUGUUCUCUCCGUGCGGGAAGCUUGGGAUUAAACUUGACCGCGGCGUCGAGGGUGGUGAUACUGGAGCCGUUCUGGAACCCCUUUGUGGAAGAACAGGCGAUAGAUCGUGUCCAUCGACUGAACCAGACUCAAGAUGUCAAAGUGUACAAGAUCACCAUCAAGGGGACGGUAGAGGAACGAAUCCUAGAGUUACAGGAGAAGAAGCGCGAACUAGCCAAGGCGACCAUCGAGGGCCAGGGCAAGAAGGGCGCAAUGAGACUGAACAUGCAGGAUAUGUUGAGGCUGUUUGGGCGGGAGGCGGAGUCGGAACACCCCGUGGAUGUGGAGGAAGUUGGGAUGGGAAAAGGCCGGUCGAGGGGAUUGCUAGAUGCGAGCCGAGACACGUCUUCGCUAUCCAAUUCGUCGCAGGCUGCAAGCGAAUAUGGGUCAUUGGGGGGGACGAGUGGUAGCGCAGGCGACCGACGCGACAAGACUCGUGUGAGCGAUGGCAAGAAGAAAGCGUGGAAGGAGCAUGAAGUCUAUGGCAGGAGGUGGUAG
This is a messenger RNA of Fonsecaea pedrosoi CBS 271.37, 3117 nucleotides long. RefSeq lists its product as uncharacterized. The transcript has a single exon. NCBI's taxonomy places the organism in Eukaryota, Fungi, Ascomycota, Eurotiomycetes, Chaetothyriales, Herpotrichiellaceae. The record is from RefSeq and is a predicted model, not a curated record. Gene Ontology annotation, molecular function: ATP binding; ATP-dependent chromatin remodeler activity. Gene Ontology annotation, cellular component: cytoplasm. Bases 1 to 3117 code for a protein of 1038 amino acids.